AUGGAGCCCGGAACAGAAUCUUGUCCCUGCCUUAAAUAUUGCUGCUCUGCAUUUCACACUUACCAGGACGUAGAGCUUGCGAAAGCGUCCGACCUUACGAACGACAUCAUCCCGCUUUUUGCUCGAGACCGCUACCGAUCGAAGAUCGACUACUCUGUAUUGGAGCCGUCAUUACGCCUGGCGUCACAGCUGUUGAGCUCUGGGGGUGCUGCAUCAUGGCUUGUCACCAUGGUAGAUGGCGACAUUCAUUUCGUGCGAGGAACAGCGAAGGGAGCGAGAGUGCAAUGGUCGGAGAUUGACAGCAUGCGUGACUCCGUGGGAAUCGCUAUCUUCCCGCAGCUUGCCCGACAUCUCAAGGAAGGGUACUUUCAAGACGUUGAGAAGACAGGAGAAAGAGCGGCUCAUAUCCUGCAGAACCUGAGCAAUAUGAUCGACAUCGACUUCGCCAACCUGCCGCCAGACGUACGAGGAUAUAGCAAAGCUGUUGAGGGUCCUCUAGGCCCCGAUCUGAUGACACACUGGCCAAGAGGAGUUCGCAGCCAGGUCUUUGUCGCAGCUGAAAAGUACUUCGAGUUGUUCAAGUUGACCACACGGCAGAAGGAGGGCUUGCUGUCGAACAAAGAACUCGAACGGCUGCUCCUCACUCAGUUUUCCUACGCCAUGACUUUAGUCCACGAAGUCGGUCACUCCGUUCACUGUGCGGCGGAAGGCUCAGUCCAUCGAGGCGAACCCUUCUUCGGGGAUUGUGCACUUGCAGAAGGUGGUUAUGAUCUUGAAGCAGCCAUCUUUGGUGGUCUCCUUGACGGCAACAUUACCAUGACGACUAGACAUUACGCCAAGGACUCUGGACUGUGUCGGCAAGCGAAAGAGCGUGUUCGCCAAGGUCAAUAUGUCAAGAAUGCCCUCACACUGACGAAAUGGCCCUCAGGGAUAUAUCAACAUUCCUAUCAUGCCGGGCAUUCCAUCAUGGGGUCGAGAAAGGACCUUUCGCUCGUGGACGAAGUGGCCAGGGUGCCACUUUCAUUCAUCGGAGACCUGUUCUCGAUGCGAUACUGGGAGAUUCAGAAGUCUGCAGAUACUUUGGAUUCUCUUCGAGUGCCAACUAGGGGCCAAUGGCUAGUUGGUGCAAACAAGAAGACCGGGAGACAUUGCGAUUGA
Messenger RNA from Zasmidium cellare ATCC 36951, 1158 nucleotides. RefSeq lists its product as uncharacterized. NCBI's taxonomy places the organism in Eukaryota, Fungi, Ascomycota, Dothideomycetes, Mycosphaerellales, Mycosphaerellaceae. The record is from RefSeq and is a predicted model, not a curated record. Bases 1 to 1158 code for a protein of 385 amino acids. The transcript has 2 exons.